This is a messenger RNA of Rana temporaria (common frog), 1125 nucleotides long. Its product is annotated as NAD(P)H dehydrogenase [quinone] 1-like. Lineage: Eukaryota; Metazoa; Chordata; Amphibia; Anura; Ranidae. Gene Ontology annotation, molecular function: NAD(P)H dehydrogenase (quinone) activity. Bases 127 to 957 code for a protein of 276 amino acids. The transcript has 6 exons. Gene Ontology annotation, cellular component: cytosol. The record is from RefSeq and is a predicted model, not a curated record.
CUCACUUUCCACCUUGUCACGGUGAGAAGCUUUCUCAAAAUGUCCUAUAUAAAGCCCGUCCGCCUUCAUUUUCACCAUUCUUAGCUUUGCGGAGAGGACGUUCUAUAGGAUCCCUGAUAGGAAAUCAUGGCUGGUAAAACGGCGCUGAUUGUUUUAGCUCACCAGGAGCGCACUUCUUUUAAUUUUGCCAUGAAGGAGGCGGCAGCGAGCGCCCUGAAGAAGAAAGGAUGGAAAGUGAUCGAGUCUGACCUCUAUGCCAUGAAAUUCAAUCCCGUGUCAUCACGAGACGACAUCACAGGUAAACCCAAGGAUCCAAAACAUUUCAAAUAUGGAGCGGAGACUGCAGAAGCGUAUAAGGAAGGCCGCCUUGCCAAAGACAUCGUUGAAGAACAGAAAAAGGUUGAAAAGGCCGACCUUAUAAUUUUCCAGUUCCCCCUGUAUUGGUUCGGGAUGCCCGCCAUAAUGAAAGGAUGGCUUGAGCGAGUGUUAUGUUUGGGUUUUGCCUACAGUUUUCAGACCUUGUACUCCGAAGGACCAUUCAAGAAUAAGAAAGCUUUUUUUUCAUUCACAACUGGAGGCCCCCCAUCAAUGUACACACCUACAGGAGUGAAUGGAGACAUAAAUGUCAGUCUAUGGCCUCUCCAGAACGGUAUUCUGAAUUUCUGUGGCUUUAAAGUCUUGGAGCCCCAAAUCUCAUACGGCGUGGCUCACGUGCCCCAGGAGGUCCGCGUGGAGAUACUGAAGAGCUGGGAGAAGCGGCUGGAGACUAUCUGGGAUGAAAAGCCCAUCAAAUUCCUUCCAGUUCAAGACUUUGAAGGAUUUUCUGGUGGAUUUACACUGAAGAAAGAGGUGGAGGAGUCGCUGUCUGCAUCCAAGUAUGCUCCAACGGUGGGGCAGAACCUGGGGAAGCCUCUACCGCCUGACAGCCAGGUGAAAGCAGAAGGCUCCAGGCUGUAAUAAGACUAUAUUAUGGCGGCACACUCAGGGGAUGCAGUACUGUGCCGUCGGUGGGGCUGGGGAGACAGUACAAAGCUGUGACUAUGUACUUAGUUUAUGUGUGUCUGAAAGAAGGAUGGUUCCUUAGCCAACAGCAACCAUUACGUCUUUCCUUUCCAUGUUUCCAGU